Varroa destructor (honeybee mite) is the source of this 1432-nucleotide messenger RNA. RefSeq names its product dynamin-1 shibire (gene shi). NCBI's taxonomy places the organism in Eukaryota, Metazoa, Arthropoda, Arachnida, Mesostigmata, Varroidae. Gene Ontology annotation, molecular function: GTP binding; microtubule binding; GTPase activity. Gene Ontology annotation, cellular component: cytoplasm; microtubule; synapse. The record is from RefSeq and is a predicted model, not a curated record. Gene Ontology annotation, biological process: receptor internalization; synaptic vesicle budding from presynaptic endocytic zone membrane.
AGCUUCUUUACGUCAAUUUUUAAUUCUUGCUCUCGAUAUAAAAAGGAAAAGUAAAAACGAGAAAGUCAUCCAGUCACACAAAAUGGCUGCCGGAGGAUCUUGGAACUCUGGAAUGGAAGGGCUGAUUCCCAUCGUAAACAGGCUGCAAGAUGCAUUUUCCAGUCUAGGUGUGUCACUCGCGCUCGAUCUGCCACAGAUUGCUGUCGUCGGAGGUCAGUCAGCGGGAAAAAGUUCGGUGCUUGAAAACUUUGUUGGAAGGGAUUUUUUACCCCGAGGUUCGGGCAUUGUCACGCGACGACCUCUUGUUUUGCAGCUAAUUAAUUCGAAUACGGAGUAUGGCGAGUUUCUCCACUGCCGAGGAAAAAAAUUCACGAAUUUUGAUGAGAUUCGUAAAGAGAUCGAAGAUGAAACUGAUCGCGUGACAGGAGCUAACAAGAACAUUUCACCUGUGCCCAUCAACCUUCGAGUAUACUCUCCACAUGUGUUGAAUCUGACAUUGAUCGACUUGCCGGGGUUAACCAAAGUUCCUGUCGGAGACCAGCCGGCUGAUAUCGAACAUCAAAUUCGAGAAAUGUUAUUUCAGUUUAUCAAGAAAGAGAACUGCCUUAUACUUGCUGUCACCUCAGCCACGCAAGAUCUCGCUACUUCAGAUGCCUUAAAAAUAGCUAAAGAAGUGGAUCCUGAUGGUAUUCGGACAAUUGGAGUGAUCACAAAAUUGGAUCUGAUGGACGAGGGUACAGACGCUAGAGAUAUUUUCGAAAAUAAACUGCUUCCUUUACGAAGAGGCUACGUUGGAGUUGUAAACCGAAGUCAAAAGGAUAUUGAGGGUCGCAAGGAUAUCAAAGUGGCCCUAGAUUCUGAGCGAAAGUUCUUCCUUACACAUCCAGGAUACAGGCAUAUGGCAGACCGCAUGGGCACCCCGUACCUGCAGCGUGUGUUGAAUCAACAGCUUACGAACCACAUCCGAGACACCUUGCCCGCCCUCAGAGACAAACUGCAAAAACAGCUUUUAACACUCGAAAAGGAGGUGGAGGAAUACAAACACUUCCGUCCAGAUGAUCCAUCACGGAAAACAAAGGCCAUGCUGCAAAUGAUCCAGCAGUUGCAAACAGACUUUGAACGGAACAUUGAGGGCAGUGGUUCAGCUGCAAUCAACACAAGCGAAUUGAGCGGAGGCGCCCGUAUUAACCGGGUUUUUCACGAACGAUUUCCCUUUGAAAUUGUUAAGAUGGAAUUCGACGAGAAGGAGCUACGCAGAGAGAUUGCUUUCGCUAUCCGCAACAUCCACGGCAUACGCGUCGGCCUUUUCACGCCUGACAAGGCCUUUGAGGCCAUCGUCAAAAGGCAGAUCGCCAAGCUGAAGGAGCCCUCGAUCAAAUGCGUCGACCUCGUUGUCCAGGUGUGUGUUCUGAUUAAUUUAUGGCUCGCCUAA